CUUCGGUAAACGGGACUUCGACGUCAUCAACAACAAACAUUCCCUCCGACCAUCCGUCAAUUACCACACAGAGCCCUACAUCGGAAGAAACAACUUCGACGCAAACAACCGAGAAAUCAACGACACCAAAACCAACAACAAUCACUCCGUCAACCACGGUCCCAUUGACCACACCAACAACCACUACAAUAAAAACUUCUACUCAAACAACAUCAGCUACAACAAUUACAUCAACAGUUCAAACACCCACAUCAACAACAACAAAAACAACGACAAACGCAACUCAAACAUCAACCACGCCCACGUCAACAACAACAACGCCAAUAACAACGACGCCAAUAACAUCAACUGGAACAACUAAAUCAACUUCAGCUCCGGUAGCUUCAACAACUGCGUUUAAAACAACAACGACGACUACAUCAAUGUCAACACCUUCUACACCUAGCAAACAGAAUCUCACUGUAGCAAUGAACGACAUCCUCUUUAAUCCAACGGAUGUGACGUCACUGACCUUACGUUGCGAUGGGAGCUACCGGGGACGCUUAGAGAGCUUGACAAUACGAAAGCAGUUCAAGGAUGGCUUCGAACCAAUCGCUGUUGCAAUCUUUAAUGAUAGCAACUUUGUGGAGGUCGUAAAGUUAUAUCCGAAUAUUACUCAUCUUGUUGACGUAACUUCUGAUUCGGUGACGUUGUCUUUGAAUUUGGACCCGUUCCGAUGCAUUGAUCUGACAAAUUAUACGUGUUCUGUGGUUGACGAGGAAGAUGUCGCUAGGGCCGAAGCCCCCAUAUCAGUAUUCCUACCGGAGCCUCUGCUGGGAGUCCCGCAUGCCGUUGUGGAGGCUCGGGAACUCACCCUGCAGUGUCUGGCAGAAAUCUGGCACCAAAAUGGAGACGUUGUCUGGAAGUUCAAGCCCCCGCAAGCGACUCGAUUCAUGCUGUUCAGCGUCCCUCCAGUUACCACCGUCAAGUACAACAACUGCACUACCGUAGUUAACAGCACGUUGACGUUUAACGUGACGUCAUUUGAGCACGACGCUGAGUUCCGUUGUGAGAUUGUACCUCGAUGGCCCGACCCCCAGGUCAUACAGACUAGAUUCUCGGAUGUGACGCUUAAAGUUGUGCCAGGCAACUAUUGUGAAGGAAAGCGUCCCAACACCAUUUACCCACACCCGCACGGACCAUGUACACUGGUUGUGUAUUGCCUCAGCACCGGGCCGUUGGUGUUUGAGAUAGAGUGUGAGCCCAACCACUGCUACGAUUACGUCAAGACGGCGUGUGUUUUACGUGACACCGGAUAGAUUACGUCAUCAUAUGUACGAAUUUUAAAAGUUUGAGUGGUUAACAACUUCCAACAUAGUUCUCUUGGCAACUUAAACUGCUUAAUAUUAACCAGAGUUUGGUUUCCUUUCAGGACAUUUUUAUUGUUUGAGCAAAACGAAAGCCUUAAAAGGAGAAUGUUUCCUUUAAUAGGGAAAUCAUAAGUUAGGGAUAACAACAACCGAUGGUCUUGUGAAACGUCCUGCGUGGUAAUGGCGAAGCUAAAUGGCGAUACCGAUACUAUACGUGCGUUUAUGCCUGCGUUCUACAUGGAAUGAUUGAUGUAAGAUAUUAUUUUUAGUAUUUGCACAAGAAAAUCGUGGUGGAUAAAGACAAUCGGAUUCGUAUGUGUAGAAAUGCGUGUUGACCUACCUGUUACUGCUGUAAAACUGUACUGUGUUUCAACACUGUGAUAACAUUAGUGUUUAUUGGGCAUUGUAUAUGUAUGUAUCUACAUAAGAGUUACUGUAUAUUUAGUAUGGUACGGAAUAAAUAUUUACAUCAUUUAAUAUUUUAAUAGAAUGUGCAUUCAAGACACGGGGAUCGAAUGCGGUAUUUGGGUAAACCUAAACGAACAUAUAAUUGCGCCCAAAAAUAAUAUAGAUGUUGAUCCUGAGGAACCAGCUUCUGUCUUGUUAAAAGUCGACUUUCACAAGGGUCGACAAGUCUAAUGCUUUAAAGUUUGGUCAUUAAGUAAAGUAUCGUUUUUCUACAGGUAAUAUAGAUGCUAUAUAACGCUGUGGUGUUCUUUCAACUUUGUAUAUGAUAUUCUGUAUGCAUGUAUACUGUUUUAAUUACAUGUGCAAACCACAGGCAACUUGUGGACACGUUAACCGACAAUCUACCUUACUUGCAUGGCUCAUCAAAUAGUAUCAAAACUCAAAUUAAAUUGAGCAAUGUUCUGAGAAAACUGGGCAUAAUGCAUGUGCGUAAAUUCUCGUCUCAGAUUAGCCUGUGCAGUCCGCACAGGCUAAUCAGGAACGACACUUUCCGCCCAAACUUGAUUUUCUGUAAGGAGGGACUUCCAUGAAACGAAAAAUACCAUAAAAGCA
Dreissena polymorpha is the source of this 2369-nucleotide messenger RNA. RefSeq lists its product as uncharacterized. The record is from RefSeq and is a predicted model, not a curated record. Lineage: Eukaryota; Metazoa; Mollusca; Bivalvia; Myida; Dreissenidae. Bases 423 to 1298 code for a protein of 291 amino acids. The transcript has 5 exons.